This is a messenger RNA of Egretta garzetta (little egret), 1248 nucleotides long. RefSeq names its product F-box protein 39 (gene FBXO39). The record is from RefSeq and is a predicted model, not a curated record. Gene Ontology annotation, molecular function: protein binding. Lineage: Eukaryota; Metazoa; Chordata; Aves; Pelecaniformes; Ardeidae.
GAUUUAGAGGCCGGGUUGCCCCCUUGGGUAUCCAAGCCGUGGCUCCUCUUACUUCUGGUUAGGCUUCAGUUUAGACCCAAGAGCUUGUUUGACCCUGACAGAAGCAAACUUUCAUCCAUUUGCUUGGAAGUCUACUCUGCUGGGAAUGGCAAGAAAUCUAUCCGCAGCUUCCUCUAGGUUUGGCUUAACACCCAGAAGAGAAGUGAAAAACUGUCUUCUCAAUGGAAGAUGACAGCGAACCUGAGCAGAGCUCCUGGGCUCAUCUACCUGAUGUCUUCCUGAGGCACAUCUUCCAUUGGCACAUCUUCCAUUGGUUAAACAACAUGGACAGAUCUGGGGCUGCCUUGGUCUGUAAAAAAUGGCGUUGGGUGAUGCACUCAGGAUCCCUCUGGAGAAGCAGGACCAUCACAAUCUAUGGCCAACCAUCAAGUGCACUAUGGUAUGUCAAAGAAUUUAGCAAGUAUUUGGAGCACCUUGAGAUCAAGUUAUCGAAUCCUUACAAUACUGCCUUUACCCAAAAAUUUCAAGUGACUAUGAGAGGUAUUCUUUCACACCUGGGUAUAUACCUGAGCAUCAAGUACCUGGAAUUAGACAGCUUGAUCUGGAAAAGUGUGGUCAGGGCUCAGUUUAUCAAGAACUUCCUGAAAAGAGUGAGCAAACAGCUUGUAAAAGGAGCAAGAGUAACCUUGGAAGAAGGCUGUGAGCUUCUGACUUCUCUGAGCUGCUUGACAAAUAAAAGCUUUGUAUCUAAAAUGAAAAUCGAGGAUUUCAUCAGUCUCCACCUUCCUGUAUACAGCAGCACCACUAUGUCCAAGUUCCACAACCUGGUCACCCUGACUUUCAAUUAUAACUGCAUCUCUGAUGAAAUGCUGAACAUCCUGAGGGAGCACAGCACUCGUUCCCUGUGCACCUUCAAUAUCGAAUGUCAUAUCCAUGACCCUCUUAGGCAAGUGGUCCAGGGAAUGUCAUGAGCAAACUUGGCCAAGAGAGUCCCAAAUCUGAAUGUGAACUUUGAAGGAGUCAUGAGGCAUGAUCAUCUAGCCAGGAUCCUGCUAGCAGAGAUCCCAGUCAGGAGCAUCAGUCUAUGGAGCUGCUAUUUCAGUGCCCCAGACUGGACGAGACCUACCCUCACCAACCUCCUCCCAGCCUACGGGCAUGCUCUGCAGCAACCUCCGACUCUCAGUUGUCGUGCGCUGUGACCUGGAUUUCUGAGCCUCUGUACUGGCACACUGCAUCUUGUUUGCAAUG